Phacochoerus africanus (Common warthog) is the source of this 659-nucleotide messenger RNA. It is a transcript of the gene BRI3, whose product is annotated as brain protein I3. The transcript has 3 exons. The record is from RefSeq and is a predicted model, not a curated record. Bases 5 to 382 code for a protein of 125 amino acids. Lineage: Eukaryota; Metazoa; Chordata; Mammalia; Artiodactyla; Suidae.
CGCCAUGGACCACAAGCCCCUGCUGCAGGAGCGGCCGCCCGCCUACAACCUGGAGGCCGGCCAGGGCGACUUCGCGUGCGGCCCGCACGGCUACGGCGCCAUCCCCGCCGCCGCCCCGCCGCCGCCCUACCCCUACCUCGUCACAGGGAUACCCACCCACCACCCCAGGGUCUACAACAUCCACAGUCGAAAUGUCACCCGGUACCCUGCCAAUUCCAUCGUUGUUGUUGGAGGCUGCCCUGUCUGCAGGGUCGGGGUUCUGGAGGACUCCUUCACCUUCCUGGGCAUCUUCUUGGCCAUCGUCCUGUUCCCCUUUGGGUUCAUCUGCUGUUUCGCCUUGAGGAAGCGAAGAUGCCCCAACUGUGGCGCCAACUUUACUUAAAGGGAACUCCACACGUGGCUUUCCUACUCCCAGCUCUCUUUUUCUAAUGUAAAUGUUGUGUACAAUAGCUUUAUUUGAUUAAUCUUCAGGACUGUUUUGUAAAGUGGUGGGUGGCUUGGGCGCCACGAGGAGCCGGUUUCGGGGAGUGUGGACGCGCAGCAGCAGCACUGCUCCCAGGGUUAAUGACCGCUCAGUCAAGCACUGCUUUUAUUUUUUGCAGUCUUCAAUUUGAGAAAGGUGAGAAAUACUGUUUUAAAUAAAUGAGAUCCAUACCGUU